AAACCUAUCUCUGCAUUUUUUUCUUCUUUGUGCCUUACUAUAUAAACGCCCAGUGUUUGCUCUGUUGGAAAACCGGCAACACUUUUUCAUCUUCUUCACUUCUACGUUUUGUUCGCUCAAAGGACAGGUGCGCACAUCAUGAACUCUCUGAACCAGCAGUAUGAGGAGAAGGUGCGUCCCUGCAUCGACCUGAUCGACUCCCUGCGCUCUCUGGGAGUGGAGAAGGACCUGGCGCUGCCGGCCAUAGCCGUGAUAGGAGACCAGAGCUCCGGGAAGAGCUCGGUGCUGGAGGCGCUGUCAGGGGUGGCUCUGCCCAGAGGAAGUGGCAUUGUUACAAGAUGCCCUCUAGUGCUGAAGAUGAAGAGAAGUAAAGGCGGUCAGGAGUGGUAUGGAAAGAUCAGUUAUCAAGGUCAUGAAGAGGAGAUUGAUGAUCCGGUAAAGGUGGAGAAAAAAAUCAGGGAAGCACAGGAUAAAAUGGCUGGAAAAGGUAGCAAUAUCAGCAGUGAGCUCAUCACUCUGGAAAUCGUCUCCUCUGAUGUUCCGGACCUGACUCUCAUUGACCUUCCUGGCAUCGCAAGGGUGGCCGUAAAAGGACAAAAUGAGAGAAUUGGUGAUCAGAUAAAGGCUCUUAUCGAGAAAUUCAUCAAAAAACAAGAAACCAUCAGCUUGGUGGUGGUCCCAUCCAAUGUUGACAUCGCGACCACAGAGGCCUUACACAUGGCUAAGCAGGUUGAUCCUGCUGGAGAGAGGACUCUGGGUAUCCUGACCAAGCCUGAUUUGGUGGACAAAGGCACGGAGGAGACGGUGUUGAAAACAGUCCACAAUGAAGUCAUCCCUCUGAAAAAGGGCUACAUGAUUGUCAAAUGCAGGGGCCAGAAGGAGAUCACAGAGAAGUUGUCUCUGACUGAAGCAAUCGAAAGAGAGAAAGCCUUUUUUAGUGAUCAUGCACAUUUUCAGACUCUGUUAUAUGAAGGUCUGGCCACUGUCCCUCUGCUAGCAGAGAAACUCACCCUGGAGCUAGUGAUUCACAUCCAGAAAUCUCUACCUAAACUAGAGGAACAGAUAGAUACCAAACUGAAAGAUACACAGGCAAAGCUGGAUAACUUGGGCUGUGGGCCACCAUCUGAUUCCACCGAGAGACUCGGUUUCCUUAUCGAUAGGGUGACAGCCUUCACACAGGAUGCUAUUUAUCUCAGCAAAGGGGAGGACAUUAAAUGUGGAUACAAGUCCAAGAUCUUCUCCACACUGAGGCAACAGUUCUUACUUUGGAAAGCAAUUAUCGAUGACUCUGGAACAGCAUUCAACUGGAAUAUUCAAAAAGAGGUGGCUCAGUAUGAACGCAAGUACCGUGGAAAAGAACUUCCAGGCUUCGUUAACUACAAGACAUUCGAGGCAAUGACGCAGGAGCAGAUCAAGCUGCUGGAGGAGCCUGCUGUCCAGAAACUCAAGGAGGUCUCAGAACUUGUGAAGAAAGAGCUAUUUGGAUUGGCCCGGAAGAGCUUGAUUGGCCUGCCUAACCUUCUUAGAACAGCCAAGAUAAAGAUCGAAGCCAUCGCUAACAACAAGGAAGCCUUGGCAGAGUCCAUGCUGCGGACCCAGUUUAAGAUGGAGCUAAUUGUUUACACUCAGGACUGCAGAUACAGCAAGAAGCUAGGGAAGAGGAAGAGAGAAGAAGUUAUAAUUAAUAAUGAAACUGGAGCCAACCUGAGGGAGAUGACAAGACACCUGAAAUCCUAUUUCCAAAUCGCUGGUCAGCGUCUGGCCGACCAGAUCCCCUUGGUGAUCCAGUACCAGAUGCUGCAGGAGACGGCAGUUCAGCUGCAGAGAGAGAUGCUACAGAUGCUUCAAGACAAGGAGAAAAUGGAGCUGCUGCUCAUAAAAGACCGCAGAAGCCUUCUGCACAACUCCAUCAAACGACUCUCCAAGGCACGCAUUAUACUGAGUGAAUUUAGCAUGAACAUGUGCGACCUUACCACAACAGAAUCUGACUGGGAUGAAUGAAAUCACAGAUUUAAUUCAGCUGAUACCAAUAUUCAGGAAUGGUUUAGUGAAGUUUGGAUAGUGGUAGUAUGAUCUCACCUUUACAUUUUCACAGGUUUUUGAGCAAUUUAUUUUCAGUAAA
Messenger RNA from Cyprinodon variegatus (sheepshead minnow), 2122 nucleotides. Its product is annotated as interferon-induced GTP-binding protein Mx-like. The record is from RefSeq and is a predicted model, not a curated record. Gene Ontology annotation, cellular component: cytoplasm; microtubule; nucleus. NCBI's taxonomy places the organism in Eukaryota, Metazoa, Chordata, Actinopteri, Cyprinodontiformes, Cyprinodontidae. Gene Ontology annotation, molecular function: GTP binding; GTPase activity; microtubule binding. Gene Ontology annotation, biological process: defense response to virus.